GGUCGAAGGUCAGCGCGCGGGCCCGGGCGGCCGUUACAAGAUGGCGGCUCCUUUGCGAAAGAGUUUGGAGAUAUUCGUGUCGCGGAUUCCCUGGUCUUUGGCAAGCAAAGAAAUCAAAGAAUAUUUUGGGCAGUUUGGACAAGUCAAGAAAUGUCUUCUUCCAUUUGACAAAGAAACUGGAUUUCACAAAGGAUUCUGCUGGGUUGGCUUCAAUACAGAAGAAGGAUUUCAGAAUGCACUGCAGAAAGAACCACAUGUCAUAGAAGGGGCAAAGCUUCAAGUUCAGAGAAACAGAAAAUUGCCUCAAGGACGCAGACAAAAUAACAAACUCACUGAAUCAGCAAGCUGACAAAUUUGAGAUGUGUGUCCAAAUUUAAAUUAAAGAUGGUGACUUAAAAGA
Molecule: messenger RNA, 400 nt
Organism: Hemiscyllium ocellatum (epaulette shark)
Lineage: Eukaryota; Metazoa; Chordata; Chondrichthyes; Orectolobiformes; Hemiscylliidae
Gene: slirp
Product: SRA stem-loop interacting RNA binding protein
Exons: 4
Coding region: 41-349 (102 amino acids)
Molecular function (GO): RNA binding
Source: RefSeq, a predicted model, not a curated record